Molecule: messenger RNA, 1489 nt
Organism: Tigriopus californicus
Lineage: Eukaryota; Metazoa; Arthropoda; Copepoda; Harpacticoida; Harpacticidae
Exons: 16
Coding region: 113-1393 (426 amino acids)
Source: RefSeq, a predicted model, not a curated record
CCCAUAAAUCUGUCCUCUUUGUGUUAGUACUGUUUCAUUUUUAAAAGCCAAUCGCCAUUGCCCUGAUAAUUUGAUUUACUUUCAGAUUCAUCCUAGAUUUGUGAAAGACAUUAUGACUUCCCUGUUUGAAUAUACAUUAUGCGUCUGUAUUAUCUUGAACACUAUGGUUGUUGCGGAUAUUCCAAGCAAUGAAACAUCAUCUUCCCGUCAGAAGAAACUACUUCCUAUAUUCCAGGUCAUAAGUUUCCAGAACACCAAUUGUAAUGGAUCAAGUUCUACUAGAGUGGGUACUUGUUACACAAGUGACGAAUGCGAAUCCAAAGGUGGUUCUUCCUCUGGGACUUGUGCGUCUGGUUAUGGCGUUUGUUGUGUCUUUAAUUUGAAUUGCGGUUCAACUUUUUCUGAGAACUGCACCUACUUGACUCAACCGUCCACUUCGACAGUCAGCUCCUCUUGCGUCUACAACAUCUGCAAGUGCUCUUCCGAUAUUUGCCGCAUUAGGUUCGAUAUGACCACGUUCUCCAUCGGCGGGCCAGUCGUUGGAACUACCGAAACAGUGGCCUCCAAUGCCGGCGCCAUUGGAGAUUGCACGACUGAUCAGUUCUCAGUGACAGCCCCUGGUGGUGUGGGAUCACCGGUCAUUUGCGGCUUCAAUUCAGGACAACACAUCAUCGUGGAUGCGAGUGAUCAGUGUCACAAAGCUGCUUUCACUUUGUCAGGCUCAGCAGCGACACGAUCUUGGGAUAUCAAAGUUACCCAAUACAAAUGUUCCCAAGAAGAAGGUGGACCCGAUGGUUGUUUGCAAUAUUUCACGGGAACAUCUGGAACAAUUUCAAGCUUCAAUUUUCCAACUUCGUCUGCUGCAGUGUCCGCACAGACCACUCAUUUAUCCAAUCAAUGCUACAACAUAUGCAUCCGAAGAGAAUCUGGACGUUGUGCCAUUUGCUACGUGCCUAACUUUGCUGACUCCAUUGCCGGCGCCAUCGAAUCGUCACAGGUUGCCUUUGGAUUAAGCUUAAGCCCGGAUGCCGAUGUAAAAAGUGCCACUGGUUCUGCAUGUACAACGGACUAUUUGUUGAUUCCCGGAGCACAAGAUGUGAUCGGACCGGCAACGCCUCUUGCUCAGGAGGUCGCGAUGAGUGGUCUAGAAGGUCGAAUCUGUGGGAGAGUUUUGUCCUCCAUAGUUGACAAAGCACUGACAGAUGCCUAUGUCGUGGCUGACCCAACGAAGCAAAUCUCCGUUUGUUCCCAAGCCACACCGUUUGUAAUUACGUUCAAAACGGAUAAUAAUGAGGCUGAAACUGCCAUAACCGACGCUACGACGGCAGAGGUCAAGACGGCACCUGGAGGAAUAAUUGGAUUCAGCCUGAACUAUCAACAGCUUGCCUGCUAAAAAAACAUCUCGUUCACAUUGGAUUUUUGGAGCAGAUUUGAAUUAAAUUACAAUAUCAAUGGAAAAGUUAAAUAAAUGAUCAUAUAUUUUGCAUAA